Messenger RNA from Prunus avium (sweet cherry), 1074 nucleotides. NCBI's taxonomy places the organism in Eukaryota, Viridiplantae, Streptophyta, Magnoliopsida, Rosales, Rosaceae. The record is from RefSeq and is a predicted model, not a curated record.
CUUUUGAGUUUUUAACCUUUUAAAUGUUGCCCCUUCCCAGGAAAAUUCCUGGAUCCGCUGCUCGACCUAACUCACAUCACCACUGACCUCACCAUCUCUAUUUCAGGCGUCUCUAUCUCGACCUCACACUCUGUUUCAGUCGCAUCUCUCUGUCGACCUCACCCUCUCUGUUUCAGUCGCGACUCGCCUCUCUGUCGACCUCACGAUCUAUGUUUCAGUCGCCUCUCUCUCUCUCUCUCUCUCUCGACCUCACCCUAUCUCUUUCCCCAGAACCCUAACCUAACACCAUCGAAUUUCAUCCAAAACUUCUUUGAAUUUUUAAGGUUUUUUGAGAGCUCUGGGUAUUUCAAUGGAGGUUUCGACUGUGUUAAUUUUGUUGAUGGUGGAACUGUGUUAAUCUAUGGAAGGUUUUGAAUUUUUGGCUUCAAUGAAGUUUGACUCAAUGGAUUCAGAAGCAGAAGCUCUUGAGGAGAAGUUGACAUCUUUACUUGGACAGCUCCAAGCAGAGAGUGCCAUUCUGGAAAGAAUGGUUUACAAGAACAAGAACCAGCAUAGGCGUGGCUCGUAUUUCCAGUACCUUAUGAAGGUAAGGAGGGAUUUGAAGCUUUUACAAUCCACUAAACUGGAGGAGAUUUUGGGUUGCUGUUUUCAAAGUAUCACUGGGAAGAGACCUAAGCAAAAAGUACAUCUAUUAGAAAGCUUGAAGAGAAGGAAAUGUGAGAGUGGAAAAUAUAAUUUCAUGGACCGACUUCUGGGAGCUGUACGCCUUCUGUCACAGAUGGUUGAGCCAAUGUUGAAGGCAGCCAUAGAGAUAUCUACACUGCUCGCUCGAUCAUUUUUCAUGGGAUUUUCUCUGACUAUUUUAGCUCUGCUUGCACGACUUCGAGUUUUGGUUCAACAAAUUUUACUUGAUGUUGUUUCCGUAUUCAACAUGGUUUCUUCUCUCUCCCAAAAGAAGCAAUCCGUAAAGAUAAAUCAAGGAGGACUUGAGGUCACCCCCUCUUUUGUUCUGAAAAUUACUCUGGUAACAUAUUGUUGUUAAAUGCAUUCUAGCUUCUAUGUUAUUUACUGCUU